Messenger RNA from Cuculus canorus (common cuckoo), 5316 nucleotides. RefSeq names its product NRAS proto-oncogene, GTPase (gene NRAS). Gene Ontology annotation, biological process: Ras protein signal transduction. The record is from RefSeq and is a predicted model, not a curated record. The coding region runs from base 53 to 622 and encodes 189 amino acids. Gene Ontology annotation, molecular function: GDP binding; GTPase activity; GTP binding. The transcript is spliced from 5 exons. NCBI's taxonomy places the organism in Eukaryota, Metazoa, Chordata, Aves, Cuculiformes, Cuculidae. Gene Ontology annotation, cellular component: plasma membrane.
GCGCCGGGCUGAGGUGGGGCGGGGGGUGGGCCGCGCCGCGCCCCGCGGGGCCAUGACCGAGUACAAGCUGGUGGUGGUGGGCGCCGGCGGCGUCGGCAAGAGCGCGCUCACCAUUCAGCUCAUCCAGAACCACUUCGUGGAUGAGUACGACCCCACCAUCGAGGACUCGUACCGCAAGCAGGUGGUCAUCGAUGGAGAGACGUGCCUGCUGGACAUCCUGGACACGGCGGGGCAGGAGGAGUACAGCGCCAUGCGCGACCAGUACAUGAGGACCGGGGAGGGCUUCCUCUGUGUCUUUGCCAUUAACAACAGCAAAUCCUUUGCUGACAUCAACUUGUACAGAGAACAGAUCAAGAGAGUGAAAGACUCGGAUGAUGUGCCAAUGGUGCUAGUUGGGAACAAGUGUGACCUGCCCACAAGAACAGUAGACACAAAACAGGCUCAAGAGUUAGCAAAGAGCUACGGAAUCCCCUUCAUAGAGACAUCUGCUAAAACCAGACAGGGUGUGGAAGAUGCUUUUUACACACUAGUGAGAGAGAUCCGGCAGUAUCGCAUGAAAAAGCUCAACAGCAAUGAAGAUGGGAACCAAGGCUGUAUGGGAUUGUCCUGCGUUGUGAUGUGAUCAGAUGCCGAGAAUGUGUGGUUCAGAUGUAGCUGCUGGACGAGUCUCAAUGCUACUGUAUUGCGUCUCACGCUGAUGCCCUGCAGUAUUUUGGUGCCAGGGACCAGAAUCUUGGUACCGGUUAAUUAGCACAAGGUCCUUUUCCGUGCUCCAUCUGAAGAGAACAUCUGUGGCACCUACCUCCUUGCUCAGCUAACGGAGCAGUCGCAUCUCUUGGUGUACUGGGAUUCUAUUCUCACUGUGUUACCUGGGUUUGUUCAAGAAGAAAACCAGUCUCAAGAAGAGUGAACUAUAGAGACUAAAUGCUGUGAAAAAAGAUGACACUUUACCUCUAGAGUAAAAGUUAGACAUGAUGUUUGUUCCCUUUCUAUUGGAUUCUGAUUUCCAGUGCUGUCAGAGAGCUGGCACUGAUCGCUGCUUGGCAGGUAACGUCAGAAGUAGGUUUGCACCAUGAGUGUGCCUGUCACGCACCAGGUUGGUAUCUGCUCUUGGUGCACCUGUACAGCGUAUUUGCAACAGCUCCUUUGCGCCAGGAGAACCACUUAACUGAUCCCUCUUUUUCUGUAAUAAAAAGGAGAUAUCUUUCCUAACUGAAGUGCCUGUUUGCUAAGAAGAUUCGAAGUUGGCCCCUGCUGAGGAAACCCCAAGGACUGGAAUUACUUGGGAGCUCAUUGUCUUGAGCAGGCAAGUCUUGUGUGGGUAAUCUCUUUGCCUGACAAGAUAUUGAUGUGGGAAUUUGUGGGCUGGAAGAUCCAGGAGGCACUUGAAAGACUUGAACUAGGGAGGGGGACUUACUGCAUCUGGUUUUUUUUGCUUUCUUUGUAGGUGGAACUAUUUAUAUUGUUUUUCCGCAGCAUUCAGGUCUCUUCCAAGUUGGACCAAAUCAGUCAGCCACUCAUUUUUAACACAAACUGCCAACAUUUGUGGGCAGCUUCUCAAGAGUUGAUCUGGUAACUGGAGGUUGGUUAGUUAGUUUGAAGAGCUGUUACUCAGCCCUGUCUGUAACUAGCAAAUUACUCAAGUUAUUUUCUUACCACCAGACUGUAAACACAGUCUCUUCAAAAUGUCUCUGCGUAAAAGGUAGUUGGAGAGUCUCCAUGUCAGGGAAGGAGUGUGGGUGAUGGAGCACUGGAACCGACUGUUAAGGGGGGUGUGGAGUCAUCUUCUCUGGAGAGAUCCAAACCCACCUGGGUGCAAUCCUGUGCAGCUUGCUGGAGGUGACCCUGCUUUAGCAGGGAGUUGGAGUGGAUGAGCUCCAGAGGCAUCUUCCCACCCGCACUGUUCUGGGAUUCAGUGGGAUUUCAGACUGGCUGUGUUUGGUGCAGUGGUCGUCACGUACUGCAGCAGCUGGAGCCGUGCGUCCGGCCCUGGAAGCCCCCACGUAAGAGGCACAUGGAUCUCUUGGAGUGGGUCCAGAGGAGGCCACGGAGAUGAUCUGAGGGCUGAAGCACCUCCCACACAAGGACAGACUGAGAGAGUUUGGGGUGUUCAGCCUGGAGAAGGCUGCAAGGAGAUGUUAGAGCAGCUUCCAGUCUCGAAAGGGGCUCCAGGAGAUCUGGGGAGGGGCUCUGGAUCAAGGAGUGCAGGGAGACGAGGAGAGGGAAUGGUUUUCAGCUGAAAGAGGGGAGAUUGAGAUGAGAUCUUAGGGAGAAACGUUUUGCUGUGAGGGUGGGGAGGCCCUGGAACAGGUUGCGCAGAGCAGCGGUGGCUGCCCCAUCCCUGGAGGGGUUCCAGGCCAGGUUGGAUGGGGCUUGGAGCAACCUGAUCCAGUGGGAAGUGACCCUGCAGGGGAGUUGGAACUGGAUGGGCUUUGAGGUCCCUUCUGAUGCAAUCCAUUCCCGGUCCAGGCUGAGCGGAGAAGGCAGUGGGCUGUAACAGGGAUCCGAGCAAGCCUCCAAUUGCAGCAUCCUUGCAAAACAAGGAAGGAAGUGAGUUCAGCAAUGACUGUGCAGAAGGUGUGUGAUGUACUGAUGGGAAUUCUGGGCUUGUUCCGACAGCGCCAGAGUACGAGAGAAUUACCACAUAGGCUGUGUGAGUUCUUAGAGCAAAAUGUUGUCACCUCAUAGGAUUGGGAUGUAUGGGUGUGGCCACUGUUGCAAAACCUGCUACUGUUCCUUGGAAUACUGUCUCCUUCCCUAGUUUUUGUGCUGCUGAUGCUGGAUUCUGCGCUGUGUGGUCUGACAGCAAAGCUGAAUUCCCAGAUACUCUCUGAUGGAAGAGUAACGAGCCUUCAGCCAACAGAGGGAGCAUUCAGUCGCUCUGCCGAACCAGUGCAAGCACACAAAGUGCAGGAGGCUUUAUUUCAGUUCGUUAGUGCCACAUUUGUGCAUCUUAAUUUGGAGUUCUCAAUGUCAAGUGGGAAUCUGAAAUCAGUAAAUACUGAGGGAAGAAAUCCUUCCUUUUAAUAUCUUUUCCUUCACUACUUACAUUCUUAAUUUUCUUCUUAGAAUGAAGAGGAGCAGUUUACAACAUGUUUUCUUUAACUGAGAUAAUCCUUACGUGUACUUUUUGCGAUUUAUUUUACCAUUGACUGAUGUGACACUGCUGAGAAUUAAAAAUAGAGUGUUUUUACAUAAACCGUUAUUUUCCAGUAACAUCCGCAGUGGUGGGCAGUGUUGUGGGCAGCACGGGCUCAAGUUGGGUUUGAUUGAAGAUGAUCCCGUGCCCUCAGGUUAAACAUGACAGAAUUGCUGCUGUGUCUGUAGUCAACCAGCAGAGCCUUGUUUUGUGCGAGAAGCAAACUUAUGUGUGAAAGCGUUCUUUGAGCAGAUGAUGAUGAGGGUGAUGAUGAUGAUGAUGUCUCUACAUGCACGUCAGGUUUUGGUUGUCAUUAAAAAUGUCCUAGUGGUCACUCCAGAACUUGGGAAUUCCCAGGAUUUUAUGCAAUCCGGCAACUGCUUCUGCUUUCUCUUUGGUGUUCCCUUCUUUUGGCCUGUAUGAACCCCUAAGAGGGAAGAAGGCCUGGUAAGGAUGGUCAGUUUGUGUUUCACCUCUGGAACCUUAAAGGAGGAUGCAUCAGCUUCUAGAAUGCUGUGCAGCUGAUCUCCGCAGGCGGAACUCCCAACCACCUUAUUUUCAUUUCAGAUCUAGAGGGUCAGAGAAAAUGCUGGUGUUGUGUUCAUCCGGCAUGGGGAGUAAACGGUUGUGCUUGUUUCCAGCUUCACUGAAGUGGUGGCAACUGAGAGAGCUGUGGAAGGUCAAAACCCUGAGGACUGCGGGGAAAAUUAUUUAGAUAAUAAGCGCAGGAAUUUUUGCAUGAGACAGGUCUCUGGAAAAGGUGACUUUGUGGAUUUAGUCCAGAUGUUGUUAUUUAGGACUGUGCUAACCGUGCUGUCCUGACUGGGAAGAAGAGGCACAAACAACUUUGAGGCACAAUGUGAAAAAACAAAGAGUAACACUCUUGUUAAAAAAUUGCCAGUGGCAAUGACUGAAAGAAAAGUCCCUGUUGCUCUGGAUUGAGCACAGCGGUUUGAGGAGGUAGUGUAACUCGAUGACUUGUUCCUGUCAGUAUCCCCACUCCGUGGUCUUCAAACAACAGUGCUCAUGCUCUGUUCUUGCCAUCACCAGCAGAAUUUCGGGCAGUAAUGGUGAUGCUUAAGCCACCAUAAUUUUUAGCACAGUUCCAUGACUUGGAAUUGGAUUUCAAGCGACUUCAGGCUCAUGGAGGGAAGGAGAGUAGUAGAAGACUGAGUUACGUUUUGACCCUGUUUGUCGUCCUCCUAUACUCCCCUCUUUGUGUAACCUCCAGAGUGGUAGGGAACUAUGGGAAUCUGGAUGUUUUAUCCAAGGGCUAAUUUGUUGUUAUUUUGUAUAACUGCUUGCUUUCAAUAAUACAUCUCUUUUGGUUUGAAGUAAAUUAUUUUGCUUCUUAAAUAACUUUUUUAAAGAAUAAACUUUAAAUUCCUUGGUUGUUUCUUUUGUGGCAGGUAUCUGGGCACGGGAUCCACAACUGGCUUACACAAAGCUUUGGCACAGAUUUAUUCCGUUUGUCACUGCUGUAAGGUGACACGAACAGCUGUAUCGUGUUUGUUCAUCAUAGUACGAAUGUGCAGUGAGAGUGGCUUUGAGCUGUACCACGGGCUUGUGCCAGAAUCCGGUUCUAAUGACUUCACCAGCCUUCACCGUGUCACCCUGCGUUAGUGCCGAGUCUCUGUGUUUUACUGGGGUCCCUCAUAGUAGUUUUGCUGACUUUGACCUUGCUAAGUAAAAAAGGAGGGGAACUUUCUUUGCCAGUUAUUCCAAGAGUGACAUCAGCUAUACACUCAUUGCUGUGUCCAAAUUGUAUUCUCUGUUAGGUUUUUUGGUUGCUUAGUUGAGCCUUCUAAACCACAUCCCUGUUGGCUCUCCUGCGGUCAGGGCAGUGCUGUUGGACCGUGCAAUCGCAGUGCAUCCCGUGUGUUUCUGCCAAGACAUGGUGUCAGGGCUCUGGAACCCCAAGUCCAAUCUCUGUUUUCUGUGCAAGGAGCUCCGAGUAACAGGGGCGUAAAGCCCCUCACACCGUGGGGCUGUGGGAGUCACUGCCUGUUCCAAAGGGAGAUGGGUGCUUAAAAGCGAGGGUGUUCUUGGUGUUCUGGGGAAGCUCUCCUCCAGUGCGAUGGUUGCCAGUCACUGUCCCUACGAACAAGCUCACACCUGAAGGACUGCUUGACUUGUGUACUGAAUGGGAGCUGAUUUUAAGAAUCAUAGAAGAGUUU